AUGCUGAGGUUCGUUUGGUUACUCGGAAUAGUCGUUCACACUUUUGCGACGCAAAUGCCGGUGAAUAAUCCCGGUGAAUGGUCAUGGCAAGCCGAUAAUCCCGAGAAUCCGGGCAAAAGUGAGGCACAAGGGAAAAGAGCUACUUUAAACAGCGAUGGAGAUGCAAAUUCGAACAUAGAAAUCGUCAAUCCUCCCAACGAGCAACGAUCCGUAGAAUCGGUGAUCGACGAAAUUCUCGUGUCUAAUCGGCAGGGUCGCAACAUCGAGGGUUUCGAUCAAUUGUACGCAGACCCGGAGGUGAAGAACGCACUUCAAUUGGGAAACGAAACGAUCGCUCGUACGUACAUCAGGGAUAAACUGUGCUCUCUAGGAUUAAUGAACUGCGACAAUAUCGAGGGACGUCGGCCGUACUACUCUCCUCACCGUGGGAUAUAUCCGCAAGAUAUAAUUUACGCUCAACCCGUGACUAUCAAACCUGUCGGCAGACCUCUGCCAGCCAUACCUGUGAAACGACCAUACACGCCUGCCAUAAGACCGCCUGGAUUUAUUUCCUCCGGACCACCACCGCCAGAAGUGAUCUACGGAAUUGGUGGUGCGCCUCAUCCGCCUUCGUUUGUCUCCUCUUCUUAUCCCGCGUUCAAGAAACCUGGUUAUCCCUCAUUCUCGUCGAGACCUGUGUACGAGGCAGGAGUUGCGAACGAAAAUUUCGAAUUCGCGGGCAACGGUCAAUUGAUCGAUAAAAAGCAGAUCGCGUUGAGACCGACGAUCGGCUCGGAAACCGUUCAGCAACAUGUUCAUCAUCAUUAUCAUCACGCGGAUGGUGGCGCAACGAUCGGUGGCGUCCCUUCGUCUCUUAGUUACGGUGCUGGAAAUGUAGGAACGAGUUACGAUAUUCCCAACUCUGGAGUGCUCGGUGCCGGUUUCCAGGACUUGGAUGAUUAUAAAAAGGCGUUCAAAGUAAAAGGGACGACGAGCAACGAUGGUUCUGUGUCGGCGAGCAGUUACGCUGAGAGAUAUCCCGUAUACGAGAAACCGAUGCAAGACUUCGAUUUGCAUGCUAAAGCAGACGGUUACAAAUCUGGCAAAUAUUUUUCACCGGGCAACUACAUUUCUCCCAACAUCGUUCAAUCGUCUUCCAACGAUUACGUUACUUCUGGAUCGACUAGCAGUUAUUAUUAUGGAAACAACGAAGGCUUCGACAAUGAUUUUUAUACGGAGGAUUGCGUGUGUGUACCGUACGGACAAUGCCCAAGGGAACAAGCAGGUCGUAAGGACGAUUUAUUCCUUCCCAUCGAUCCUCGAAAUCUGAACAAGAAUAUCGAAGCCGAAUCUACGGAGGAGACAGCCGCGAUGGUGAUAGAAAAAAAUACGAACGAAACGUUUACCGUCGGGUCGAACGAUUUUCAAACUAUUACACGGAAGGAUGAGCAGCAAACAGAGGAAACGAACAAGGCUCGAAACAAGAGGGAGACGACGACGACGAUUGGUGGCGAAUCGGUAAACAUCGAAGGAAGAAAGAAGUCUAACGGUGAAGGGAGACUCGACGCUAGCGAUCUGGACUCUUCGAAAUUAAACCUCAAGCCGACCUGGGGAAUCAGUUUCGGUCUACCGCAAACCGGUGGCCCGUACCCGAUCAACCCUUACGGUAGCAAUGUCCUGGUAAAUCCAUACAGAGGGUACGGUUCGACCGAUCAAGGCAUAGAUUUAGGCCUGGUCUCCGUGAAUCCUCUGCUUGCAGUACAAUUCACCAAAGACGAAUAUGGCGAAAAAGUGGUAAAACCGUUUGUCAAUUUUCACGUAACGCCUAAUCGGAAUAUCGUGCAGAAACUCGGGCAUCUGCUCUCUCACAAGAAGCAAACGCUGUUCGAAAGUUAUGGACCUUCGUAUGCGCCGCAUUAUUAUCCCCUCAAACCUAUCGAGUUUUACGAGAAACCAUAUUACGUAAACCCACACGAUCCUUUAUUCCAUCGUUAUACGAGUCAUCGUGAGACACUUUAUCCCCAUCGAUAUUCGGAUUACUAUCGAGAUGACGAUGACGAUUACGAUUACAAUUACGAUUACGAGGAUAAUUAUCAUGGUAUCGCGCGUAACAAUUAUAAAAUAUCUAUCGAUCAUGCGAAUGGAUCUACGAUUCCAAAACAAACAACUGGUGGCAAAGUUUUAUUUCCGAAUAGAAGAAAGCGUGACAUACAGUCUGAAGCGAGAAUGGAAACGAAACGUAUAACAAAGAGACAAUACGCAGGCGUUGGAUCAGCUCGAAUUUGUGGUCCAGGUUAUGUUUGCUGUCCGCAAAGGCAACCAUCGAGAAAACCACGACCCGGUCAGUGCGGAAUCAGAUAUACUCAAGGAAUCAAUGGAAGAAUUAAAACUCCUUCUUACGUUGACGGUGAUGCUGAAUUCGGUGAAUAUCCCUGGCAAGUAGCGAUACUGAAAAAGGAUCCAACGGAAAGUGUGUACGUAUGUGGUGGUACUCUGAUUUCUCCUCGAUAUAUCCUCACGGCGGCUCAUUGUGUAAAAACUUAUGCGGCACGAGAUCUUCGCGUUCGACUAGGAGAAUGGGAUGUAAAUCACGAUGUUGAAUUUUAUCCCUAUAUAGAACGCGAUGUAACAAAUGUCCACGUGCAUCCAGAAUUUUAUGCCGGCACUCUUUAUAACGACAUCGCGAUAUUGAAAAUAAAUCAUGAAGUCGAUUUCCAAAAGAAUCCACACAUUAGUCCUGCUUGUUUACCGGACAAACGCGAUGAUUUCAUUAGAAGCAGAUGCUGGACAACUGGUUGGGGUAAAGAUGCAUUCGGAGAUUUUGGAAAGUAUCAAAAUAUUUUAAAAGAGGUUGAUGUCCCUGUGAUAAGCAACCAAGCCUGUGAACAGCAAAUGAGACGAACAAGAUUAGGUCCAGGUUUUAAUUUACAUCCUGGAUUUAUUUGCGCUGGCGGAGAAGAAGGAAAAGAUGCUUGCAAAGGUGAUGGCGGUGGACCAAUGGUUUGCGAACGACAUGGUCGUUGGCAGUUGGCAGGAAUUGUAUCAUGGGGCAUUGGUUGUGGACAACCUGGUGUUCCUGGAGUUUAUGCUCGUGUUUCUUAUUAUCUUGAUUGGAUUCAACAAAUUAUUAAUCGUUAUUGAUUCAUUAUUAAAAAAAUCAUUCGCUACCUCCAAUAUUUGGAUCAUAUAAUUUCAUUCAUUAUUUCGAUUUUAUUUAAACACAUCCACUUUGUUAUGUUUUAAUUGAACUUUUAAUUAUAACUUUAAUACAAUUUCAUCAUAACUUGAAGAUUCAAAUAUUUUUACGAUAAUUAUAAUUUAUAAUAUAAUUAUAAUUUAUAAUGUUAUAAGAAUGUAUGCUAAGAUAUAGCAUACUAAGUAAAUUAAUUAUAAUUAUUAUUUUGUAAACGAUUGAUAAUUAUCGUUUUUUUCGUGAGUAGUGAU
Messenger RNA from Apis laboriosa (Himalayan honeybee), 3423 nucleotides. RefSeq lists its product as uncharacterized. The record is from RefSeq and is a predicted model, not a curated record. Lineage: Eukaryota; Metazoa; Arthropoda; Insecta; Hymenoptera; Apidae. The coding region runs from base 1 to 3120 and encodes 1039 amino acids. The transcript has 7 exons. Gene Ontology annotation, biological process: proteolysis. Gene Ontology annotation, molecular function: serine-type endopeptidase activity.